Molecule: messenger RNA, 1464 nt
Organism: Cloeon dipterum
Lineage: Eukaryota; Metazoa; Arthropoda; Insecta; Ephemeroptera; Baetidae
Product: zinc finger protein 501-like
Exons: 10
Coding region: 114-1334 (406 amino acids)
Biological process (GO): regulation of transcription by RNA polymerase II
Molecular function (GO): RNA polymerase II cis-regulatory region sequence-specific DNA binding; DNA-binding transcription factor activity, RNA polymerase II-specific
Source: RefSeq, a predicted model, not a curated record
CUGUUGUCAACACAGGAUUCUAUUACUGUUAUUAUUUUUCUUAGGCAUACUAGCAGAGAAAGAGCAAAAUGGACGCAUUGCCGUCGGCAGCGUAAAACUGGAAUAAAUUUACCAUGUCUUCUGGUAAAUCGUUGCAAAUUUUUAAACAAAAGGUUGAAAAUGCAGUCUCUAUGGUUGCCACUAUGGCAGCAGAGCAAAAAUUGGAGGCUGUCCAGUUUUGGAACACCAUGUCUGAAAAACUGCAGGAAAUAGUGAAUCAUUCAGCUGCAGAUAUCAGCGCUCUCAGUUUGGCCAUUGAAAAAGAGAAGGAAGCGACUGAAUGCGCCGCAUCAUAUCAAGAAACUUACAAAGAGUAUUUAACUAAACCAAAACUUGAGAAAACAGAUGACAUAGCAAGGGAUCAAUUGAAUAUUGUUACCCUGAAAUGCUCUAACUCCAUAGAAAACAGUGACUCCUCGGUCAUUUGUGAAAUAUGCGGAAAGAAGUUUGGCUCUAAUUCAGCACUGAGUGCUCAUAAAUCUUGCCACGCUAAACCUUUUGAAUGUGAAGAGUGUGGUUUCAAAUUUUCCACAAAGAAUAAUUUAAUGGUCCACAGGCGAUGCCACACUGGGGAAAAACCAUACACGUGCAAGGCGUGCGGCAAUGCUUUCACAACCAGUGGAAAUUUGGCAAGACAUGAAAAAAUCCACUCGGGCGACAAACCUUGGAAGUGUGACGAGUGCGGUUCCCAUUUCACUGAAAAGAAGUCAUUGAAGGUGCAUCAAAGACUUCACACUGGUGAACGACCCUUCCAGUGUUCGGAGUGUCAAAAGUCGUUUACGCAAAAAUCUGUGCUCCAGUCUCACAUGGCCAUGCAUCUCAACCAAAAAGCGCACCUCUGCGAACUGUGCGGCAAAUCGUUUCGGCAAAAGGCGCAGCUCAGGAGCCACAAAAUGCGCCACAAUAAUAUCAAGCGAUACAGUUGCACAAAGUGCCCAUCACAAUUUUUAACCAGAGGCGAUUUGCUUCGACACGAGAGGACGCACACUGGUGAAAAGCCAUAUUUGUGUCAGCUUUGCAAGAAGACGUUCACCAGACAACAGACCCUGACUGAACACAUGAACCGCCACUAUGGCCUGCGCCCUUACAAGUGCAAAUACUGUCCAAAGAGUUUUACAGAAAUGUCUGCUAGCUACAAGCACAAUAAGAAGCACGAAAAGAAUGAUAAGGAUUUGACCGUGCCACAGACUGCAGAAAUGGAGGGUGACAAGGAGUCGAUAUAUAUCAUCAGCAACGCUGACAUUGGCGUGGAAAUCGAAGGCGUCAUUCAACAGGGUAUUGAAUCAAUGUUGUGACAUCUCAUUUGAGAUCUUUCAGCGCGACUGUAAAAAAAAAUUAUACAUACGUUUGGACGAUGCAUGAGAUGUGAGAACAGUGGUACCGACAAUUUACGCAAAUUGGUACAAUUCCAAAGAAUAAAAAUAU